GCCAUGUAAGGGACUAUGCUGCCCACCACAGGCUAUUAUAGGAGGGCAGGAGAUAAGAUUGGUCCAUACAUAAAACCCACCCCGGUAUCACACCUCUGCUGGCAGUCCACACACGAUCAUUCAGACAUGGCGAGUAAGAAGGCCUCCAACAAGAGACAGAGGGGACAGAAGUCCUGCUCCAACGUCUUCUCCAUGUUCGAGCAGAGCCAGAUUCAGGAGUUCAAGGAGGCCUUUGGUUGUAUCGACCAGGACAGAGACGGUGUGAUCAAGAAACAAGACCUGAAGGAGACGUAUGGACAGCUGGGGAAGCUCAAUGUCAAUGACGAGGAGUUGGAGGAGAUGCUGAACGAGGGGAAAGGGCCCAUUAACUUCACCGUGUUCCUGUCUCUGUUUGGAGAGAAACUUAAUGGUACCGAUCCUGAGGACACCAUACUUGCUGCCUUCAAACUAUUUGAUCCCAAUGGCACAGGCUUUGUCAACAAGGACGAGUUUAGACGAUUACUGAUGAACCAAGCUGACAAGUUCACAGCUGAGGAGGCGGAUCAAGCCUUCUCUCUCGCUCCCAUUGACCCGUCUGGUAACAUCGACUACAAGUCGCUCUGCUACAUCAUCACACAUGGAGAUGAGAAGGAAGAAUCCUAAUAAGCCAGAGGCUGCUCACCCUGGAGACCUGCUGUGGGCUAACUGUGUUGUCAGGUCGUCUAAACCUGCUGAUGACAGGGUGUUAAAUGUUUGGUUGGUAACAUUCAGAUAAAUUAAUAAAAGAUAGAAUAAUGUUGGAAUCAUUCAUCAGCUCAUUUGUUUGUAUUCUCUGAGAAUAAAGCAGUGGUUCCUCAAAA
Molecule: messenger RNA, 839 nt
Organism: Platichthys flesus (European flounder)
Lineage: Eukaryota; Metazoa; Chordata; Actinopteri; Pleuronectiformes; Pleuronectidae
Gene: myl7
Product: myosin, light chain 7, regulatory
Exons: 7
Coding region: 16-642 (208 amino acids)
Biological process (GO): heart contraction; cardiac muscle tissue development
Cellular component (GO): myofibril; cytoplasm
Molecular function (GO): calcium ion binding
Source: RefSeq, a predicted model, not a curated record